UCACUGUUCACUGUUGUCAUUGUCUGCGUGUAUGUGGUUUCCGUUCUGGACCGGGAAAAGGAAUUAGUGGGAAAACUGCCGACAUUCACGUCAAGUCUGCAGUUUAGUUACCAGCGUUGGACCAGCUCUGACGGACGUACCGUGGCUGUUCCGCGUUAGGGAAGCGGGGUGACGCGUACACAGGAGCGCCCUGUACUAAACACCUACAGUUAUUCCCAAAUAACAUUCUCUAAGGUUCAUUGUUCUAGUGAACUCCUUUCUCAUUAGGAGACUUCCCUUUGCAUCCAGAGUAAAAUGGAGGCGGGCCAGUUUGUUCAUGUUGGGGGUGAUCAGACAGACAACUGCUUAAACUGAAGGAAUUAGGACUGUUUCUACCUGUAACUGGAGGGGGCAUUACAUGGGCAGGCAGUCUUGUUUUUCACGUUAUCUUUUAUCAGGAACUUGACACCAGAUAGAAGUUUGAGAACCUUCUGAGGAAGGAUAUGUGCUGCUUAUUCUAAACACAUUCGAAGCUGACUCAGUACCUAUGAACUUCUAAACGGAGGCUCCUAGGAGCGUAGCAGAUGAGGAAGACAAGUACCCCAAGCUUCCAGGACAGUGGGAAGAGAAGUCUUGCCCGUGGAACUUGGAGCUUUGUUUGCACUGGCACACUUAGGUCACAGCUCACAGGUGGAGUGCGGGCUUCAGCGCGCCUCAGGGCCCGGACCUGUUCCGCCAGCUCGGCCACUGCUCAGGAAGUCAGCAUCGCCACGUCCGCCCGGACGGUAUGUCAGACUUCCUCGGCACACAAAGCCACCGAGAGGCGAAUUUCCAAGAAGUUCAAGUAUGACAAAGGUCACCUAGUGAAAUCAGAAUUACAGAAACUAGUCCCUAAGACCGACAGCGCUGCUUUGUCCGAAGCACCACCAGAGACCGCUUGUAAAAAUGAGCCCCUGGAGUUUUCCGAAGGCGGCCCGGUGCUCCCAGGAAAGGAAGCCGGUGUUUCUGCACCCCCGGAGGCGGCAGGCCUCCCCAUCAGUCACUGCACAGGUGGGAGUGACGCCUGCUCAACAGAGACGGAAGACGGCCUGUCCCUGCCCGAGCAGGGUGCCCUUCCCGAAAAAGGGUCUAACAGCAGCCCUGCCCCGUGGGAGGAGCCCACGCCCGAGCCGGGCCAGGGCCAGGUCGCCCCGCUCCAGAUGGACAGCAGCGUCUUCCUGGACGACGACAGCAGUCAGCCGAUGCCAGUGAGUCGGUUCUUCGGGAACGUGGAGCUCAUGCAGGACCUCCCACCAGCGUCUUCAUCUUGCCCUUCAGUGAGCAGACGAGAAUUCCGGAAAAUGCAUUUCAGAGCCAAAGAUGACGAGGAGGAUGAGGAGGAUGCAGAGAUGUAGGGAAUAAAAUACUUGUGACAGUUUCUUUGCCUAUUUAGUGCAGUUAAUCAUUUGACAGUUUAGCAAAUUACAGAAUUUAUGUAAAAUUUAUCCCCAAGAGGACGUGUCCUUAAUCGAACUUCAGAACUGACCCCUAAAAGUCAACAGUGCAGACGCCAAACACUGGGGAGAUGGACGCCUCUGAGCUGAAAUCGCCGUGGAGGGUGGAAUGUUGCUGCUUUCUUUCCAGGUCACGGCUGCGCCUGCACAUGGGCAAUGAUGUUUGCGUCGGCUCGGGGGCCUGGGUUAAAUGAGAGACGCUUGUAAGAACUGCGGUGGACCUCUGUAGUGUUGAUAAUGUGCACGUUUGUUCCCUUAUGGAAACUUGAUCGGCCUUGCGAUGGACUCAAUGGCAGUUCUUAAAGAACUCUGUUUCUGUAUAUGAAGCUAAUGUGUACCUGGGAAUUUUGCAAAAUGUACAUGAGAAGAAAUAAAAUAUAUUUUGAAAGUA
Messenger RNA from Hipposideros armiger (great roundleaf bat), 1863 nucleotides. RefSeq names its product chromosome unknown C1orf174 homolog (gene CUNH1orf174). The transcript is spliced from 4 exons. The record is from RefSeq and is a predicted model, not a curated record. Lineage: Eukaryota; Metazoa; Chordata; Mammalia; Chiroptera; Hipposideridae. The coding region runs from base 564 to 1373 and encodes 269 amino acids.